AUUAAGUUCUAAGAUUGAACUGAUCUCUAACCUAACAUUUAAAUUUUUUCGUUUACUGUUUAAUCUGUGUUUAGUUUUUGUUGAAGAUAUAGUUUUUCAAUAUGGACAAAAGUUUUUCCAGUCCAAUAUCCGUGAAAAGCCCAUUUUCUCCUAGAUCCCGACAGAAUAUAAGUUCCAAAAGGAUUUUGCCGGCUUCUUUCAGAAAAUCAUCACGUUUGAGUUUGUCAGCAAAAUCUACGCAGUCGGUACAAGUUGUCUUAAAGUCAACAAAUAAUUAUGCUGAGCGUUUCGGACAAUCUUUACCAGUUCUAAUAACUGAAGCAUUAACAUUUGCAGAUCGAAAUACUAUAGUAUCUGCCAGAAUAUCAGAGUGUGGAUAUGCCUGGGUUGUUUGUGGCAGACGAUUACUUAUAUGGCAAUACCGCCAGUCUCUAUCAGCUCCUGGAACUCCUCAAAGGAAACUUGGAAGUUUAAAUCAGUGUUUUGAACUUCAAUUGCCACAAAGUGAUUUAGCUCAUAGAGCAGAAUUAGUAUCUGUAUUUAUUAAUGUUGGAUCCAAUAUUCCUUCUUGUAUUGCUGUGUCACCUGAAGGUGUUCUUAGAUACUGGCCUGCUAUUGCCCAUGAAGGGAUUACUGUUGAACAGACUGUAGAUCUCCAGGGACAAGAGUGUGAUAGUUUAACAAAUGUUGAAGGUUUGUGCUGUAUAUUAGCCACAACAACUUGUACUGUAGUUUUAAUACAUCCUGAAAUUAUUAGUGGUCGACAUGUUUUAAAUUGUAAACCACUUAAAGCUCCAAGUGGAUGGUUAGGUGGAAUUAGCAAGAGGAUGUCUUCCCUAAUAUUUGGACCUAUUUCAAGUGAACAAUCCAACGAAACUCGUCUUGUUAGAGUACUAAGUGUUCCAAACAAAGAUAGUACUUGGACAGUAUAUGUUCUUGCUGGUCAUUCUCUGCAGAAAUGGAUUUUAUCCAAUCAAGAUAAUGAACAAUUGGUUUUUAUGUCAGAUUUAAAUAGAGCAGUAAGAGAAAAAUUCCAGACAACAUUAAGGGAAAAAAUCCGAGAAACCCCAUGGGAUCAAUCUGAUAUGGAUUCUUGGUUAAUGAAUAGCCAAAAUAUGGAUACAUGGUUGUUAGAUAUUCAAGCUGAUAAAGAUAAUAUUAUUAUUUUAGCUGCUGCUGUUAAUACACAAAUUUCUCCAAGGGUACAUUAUGCUCUGAUAUCAUUUUCUACGGGUGAUAGCCAUCCUGAAAUUAGAGAUUUUGUAUUGUUGAUGAUAUCAGGUUUAUACAGAGAUGAUAAUCCUUCAGACUCAUUAUCAUACAGGUUUUUGAUAUGUGGCACAAGUGCUUAUCUAUAUAAUGAUAAAACAAUAACUGUAAUACGCCCUCAAGAAGAACCAGAUGUUUUUGAAUUCACUUCCUCACAAGAUGUGCUGCUAGGGGGUUCAAUCUGUAUAAAUACUCCCGUAUUCUUCUCAAGAAUAAAUGGUCUUAUAGCAGUAUGUAGCAAUGACCAGAUUUCUGAUUUUAUUAAUCAAAGCAUGACAUCCAAUACACCUGUUGAAACUUCAUUCAAUGAAACAGCAGUAAAUAAUUUAUCUGUAUAUGUUAUUGACCCCCAGGAAAUACAUAGUGCUUAUAAGGACACAAUGAGUCAAAUGAAAGCAGCAUUUAUUUUUCAUAUUCGUAACCAACAGUCCGCUUACCAAGAGAUUCUUAACGAAUUAUUCCCAGUUGAUAGUUACACACUACCUAGUAUAAAUAGCACUUUAGAUAAGCUAGUUAUUCAGAUGUGUAAGGAUUUGUUGGAUGAUAUACCAGCUGGGGAUCCCCGUUGGACCAAAGAUGCUCCACCGGGAAUAGGAAGCUCAUAUUCAAUGCAAGUUUUACAUCAGUUGGAAGAUAAACAAAAGGCUAUGUCCUUAUAUUUUAAAUUCCUCAAAGACUCUGAAUUAUGGAAUAAACUAUCAGGGUGCAUCAUUAGAAAUACUACUAUGGCCACUAUUCAUAUUUUAGGAGAAUGUCUAGAAAAAAUUUCGGCAGCUAUAAUAUGUAAAAGUCUACCGAAUAAUAUCUUACUUGAAAAUGCUAUAGAAAAAGCUAUAAUCAAUUUUGAAAGUGAACCCGGAAAUGGUCUUACAAAUCAAGAUAUAUUUUAUAGAGAAGUUAGUAAAGUGCAUACUGUAAUUCAAGAACUCUCAAACUGUUGUGAGGAUUCGGCACAUUCUGAUUUGAGCCCACUAGAAAUUGCUCAAAACGUUCAUGACACCAACGAGAUUAUAUUGACCGUUAUAAAUGAAGUAAUACAAUUCCGAAAUCAAAGUAGUAAUAAUUUUAUACCAUCAGAAACUACAAAAUCUUUGGAUAUUGAAUAUUUACCUUGGACCGCUGCAUAUGGAGAUGAAGGCCUUACUGAUACUUUAAUGCAACAACAUAUUUUAACAUACAGUUAUGGAUUGAAAUUAGUAAGUCAGGGUCCAUUAAGAAACUCGUUAUUGGAUCAUUUUGUUGGAAUAACUGAUUUAUUAUUAGAUGGGAAAAAAAGUCAUUUAGAAAGUGUACACAAUGAUAACAGAGAAAAUAAUCUUUAUAGGCAGUAUUGUACGGACAGACACAAACUAAUUAAACCCUUAUUAAAUGAAAAGGAAUACGAGAAAGCGAUUCUACUGGCGGAAAAGUAUCUAGAUUUUGAAACGUUGGUAACAAUUUGUGAUGCCACAGACAAUCAAGAAAGAUUGGAUGAAUACAUGGAUAGAUUCAGUAACAACGGAUUUUCAGAAUAUGUCUAUAAUUGGUUCCUUAAAGAAAAUAAACAAGGAAAAUUAUUAGAUAAAUAUAGAAAAACUGGAAAAACGAAGAAUUUGCAAAAGUUGUCUACCUUUUUAUCCGAUCACCCGUCAUUAUCUUGGAUGCAACAAAUAUUUGAUCAAAAAUUUCCUAUGGCUGCAAAUACGUUGUAUACUUUGGCUACCAAUGAAAAAGAUUCAUUAACAAGACAAAAAACUAUGUUGAGCCUGUGCAAGUUGUCAAAAUUGGCUGGACCAAUAACAGGGGAUUUAGAAGCUUACAUCGAAAAUAUAAACAACAGGUUAGGACUAAUUAACUGUCAAGAAGAAUUGCCCGAUUAUGUUCUUCAGCAGUUUGGCUAUGAUACACUUAAACCUUGUGUAAUAUCUCCAAAAGAACUUAUUAAUCUUUAUACCUGUAAAGAAUACGUUGACGCAAGCGAGUUAGAAUUCAAAAAAGCCUUAGAUAUUCUGAACUUCAUACAAGAUGAGGAAUUAAUAGAUGAAUUACAUUUAAGUAUUUGGAGAAGAGCUAUUCUCAGAGAUUCUUGGAAUUUCAAGAAUUUGGAUUGUCCCAUGGAAGUUUUAAGCACAACUUUAUUCUAUAAAAUAGUGGAUCUUUUGCUAGAUUUAGGUGUUAACCCGCAAACACUUUUGCCACCAAUUAAUAUGCUACUAGAUAGUCCAGAACUUGGACAGUUGAAGGAAAAUCCAAAUUUCGAAUUUUUAAUAAAAACGGCUUAUGAAUAUAUAAAUCGUACACAGAUCAUGGAAUAAGUUGAAUUAUUAAUUUAAUUUAAAAUAAAAAUAAUUUUAUUAUAAA
Molecule: messenger RNA, 3609 nt
Organism: Diorhabda sublineata
Lineage: Eukaryota; Metazoa; Arthropoda; Insecta; Coleoptera; Chrysomelidae
Gene: Nup133
Product: nuclear pore complex protein Nup133
Exons: 14
Coding region: 102-3563 (1153 amino acids)
Biological process (GO): transcription-dependent tethering of RNA polymerase II gene DNA at nuclear periphery; protein import into nucleus; poly(A)+ mRNA export from nucleus
Cellular component (GO): nuclear pore outer ring
Molecular function (GO): structural constituent of nuclear pore; protein binding
Source: RefSeq, a predicted model, not a curated record